Messenger RNA from Heterotrigona itama, 2150 nucleotides. NCBI's taxonomy places the organism in Eukaryota, Metazoa, Arthropoda, Insecta, Hymenoptera, Apidae. The record is from the annotation of a GenBank genome assembly.
CUCUGCUAGUAUUAUUAUCUUCUUGCUGAUUAUAUCUAUAAAUUAAGUCAAGAACUUCAACAUAUUUACAUGUAUAAAUAUAUAUAUGUAUGUUAAAAUAUAUUGUUUAAAACUGACAAGUGUACAUGCAGUUAUUAUUCAUGUUUAUAAAUAAAUAUAAUAUUCGAAUACUUUGAAAGUUUAAAAUUUUUAUAUGCUUUAAUUGUUAAUGUAAAGAUUAAUUGAAAAUCAAAGAUUCGACAGCGACCUUUACACCUCUAUUAACAUAAUGUUGACCUUUGACUGCAAUGAAAUUGAUAUAUUUUUACAAAUACAUUGUUAAAGUAAUUUCACGAAACGUCGUAAUAAUAGUUUCACGCUAAUUUAGUUGGCAGCGCAUAUUUCUGCGCUUUGGAAGAAAGAAAAUCUGUCGGUCAAAUAUUCUUAUUAAUAUUAAAUGACGAUACGUACAUGUCUGAAAUGUUAUAGAAUUCAAUUACUCCGAUAUCAUAAAUAUUCUUUUCAUAUUCACUUUUAGUGCAUUUUUGCAUUACUCCUGACAUUGACAACUAUGUUACUUCAAAAAUGUUUUUUUGGCAAAUUGUUCAAUAUAUCCCGAUUAUAGAUUAAUUAUAUUCUACUGUGGAUCUCGUCGUAAAAUAUGGAUAACGUAACAGGAAUAAUACGUGCCAUAUAUCGAGGGUUUGUGGAUAGCUUGAGAGGUGCUAUUGUUCUAUUUUAUAUGGAUAAACGUAUUAAUGAAAAAUUAUUUAAACAACCCUCUUCUAAAGAAAUCCAUGGAAAGGACAUAGUUGUUGCAACGCAUUCUUCAAAACAUUUCAAUCAGUUAAGAGAAUCAAAAGUGUUAAAACGAACAAUUCAAUGUUGCGCUUUGAAUGGUGGUGUAUUUUGGGCUAGUAUAUUAAUCUUUGAGUGUGGUUUACUCCCAUUUUUCAAGUACUUAUUGACUAUUAUAUUCGGUCAUUCACCGGGUAUGGGUAUGACUGUGUGGUCUUGGAUGAAACCAUUUCUGUCAUUAACUUUUGGCACUGUAUGGGUGCUACCACUAUUUGUGCUCAGUAGGAUAGUCAACAGUUUAUGGUUUCAGGACAUAGCGGACAGUGCUUAUAGGUAUAGACAAGGAAGGCCGUUACUUUUAUCCAGUGUGAGCAAGCUUGUAGCAGACACGCUUUUCAGUAUAUUGGUUCAAGCAUUAUUUUUGGGUCAAGGCAUGUUGGUAUCCAGAAUUCCAUUACCUCUUGUAGGUGACAUACUUGCCCUUAUACAUAUGUGCCUUUUAUAUGCUCUCUAUGCUUUUGAAUACAAAUGGUUCAAUAUGGGUUGGGAGUUACAUAGACGAUUAAGUUUUAUAGAAAAUAACUGGCCAUAUUUUGUGGGUUUUGGUCUGCCAUUAGCAGUACUUACCCAAAUGCCCAGUUCAUAUGUAAUAAGUGACUGUCCAUUAAAAUUAUUUUCUCCUGUAAUUGCUAUUGCAAACACACUCUUUAAUAAAACAAUUGGACCUACAAAUAGACGGUGACAGAAGAGAAUAUAACAAAUUUCUAUGGGAUAAUAAAUAUGUAGUGAUAAAUUGUUUCCUUUUUCACACGUUUUGUUAUUUUUCGUUAGUUAUAUGCUUAAUUAAUGUUCUUACGUUAAAUUUUACGUUCUUAGAACGACUGUGAAUGCGAUUUAGAUUUUAUUCAUUUUCUACAACAAUGAAAAGAAAAUUUUAGGUGUAAUCUACGUACAGUUAGUACGUAGCGUUAUUUGUAUAUAGAAAUGCAUUCAUAAACUAUGUAUGUAGAUAUGCAGAAACAAAUUACAGUGAGGAAUAUUUGUAAAUAUUACUCAAUAACAUUUAAAAAAAUCAGAAUGUUCCUUACUGUAUUACAGGAGAUCAAAAGUUACUGGAAGUUUUAUACAUUUUUAUUAUUACUAUUAAAAUAUGAAAAAAAUAAUAUGCUUUGAUAAACUAAUUGCAUAAAAUUCCUAACACUUUUUAUAAAUCAUACAAUUAAAAACAAAAAUGUAAAUAUAGUUGCCUAAAUAUUUGCACAACUAAAAAUAAUUUUUUUUGUGAAAAAUUGAUACAUAUUUAUAUUUAUAUAUAGUUAUUCAUUCAAUUCAGAUUUGUCAAAAUGUGUUACUUUAUACAAUGUAAUAAACUU